ACCGUUGCCCUGGCAACAUGUAACAAACGAUUUUACGGUCGCCAAGAAACGGUUACCUUGUAACGGCCCUUUUAGCAAUUGAGCGCGUGUGUAUCACAGAAUGGUUGCAAUGUCGGACGCUGGAUCUGAAGAAUUUGAUGACGAUCAGGGCAACCUCGGAGAGUACGACGGUGAACGAAACGAGGCAGGAGAGAGACAUGGAGUCGGGAAAGCGGUGUUACCCAACGGAGAUACUUAUCAAGGAUUAUAUGAAAACGGGAAAAGGAGUGGUCAGGGAACAUAUCGGUUUAAAAAUGGAGCUCGGUAUGUUGGAGAAUACGACAUGAACAAGAAGCACGGACAGGGCACUUUCUACUACCCCGAUGGAUCCAGAUAUGAAGGUAGCUGGGUUGAGGACCAGCGCCAAGGUCAUGGUGUAUACACUUAUGCCAAUGGAGACAUAUAUGACGGAGACUGGCUGCAUCAUCAGAGGCAUGGGCAAGGAGUCUACACAUACCACGACACAGGAUCCAGGUACGUGGGCACCUGGGUGACGGGCAAGAUGGAGUCAGCCGGCGAGUUCAUCCACCUCAACCACAAAUACCAGGGCAACUUUGUUAACAACAACCCAUCUGGACCAGGGAAGUACGUGUUUGACAUUGGAUGUGAGCAGCAUGGAGAGUUUACCCAGGUGGAUCAGGAUGGGGCUGAUGGCGAGGAUGAUGACCCCAUCUCUACCACGGUUCUAAAAUGGCGGCCGACGUCCAUCACCAGUCUCACGCGAAUGACCCCUGCCAAAGAUCAGAAGAAACCACCCUCACCAGAACCAGGGAAGGGACCGGAAGGGAAGGAGAAGCAGGAGGAAGAAGAGAAGCUGAAGGUGGAAGCAACGGUGACCGAGGGACAGGCCCUUGCAGAGGAACAAACAGGGAGAACCAAGACCCCCACUACCCCAGAGCCCGAAACACAGAAACCACCUGAGCCAGAGGAUAAAGAGGACUGACCUCCUUCAAUAAUCACAGAUUACACAGAUGCCUUCACUCAGUUGAUUUGAUGUGCUUUCAUAAUAAAUUAUAAUUUUAUUAGUGAAUGUC
Anguilla anguilla (European eel) is the source of this 1073-nucleotide messenger RNA. RefSeq names its product radial spoke head component 1 (gene rsph1). The transcript is spliced from 8 exons. The coding region runs from base 101 to 982 and encodes 293 amino acids. Gene Ontology annotation, biological process: axoneme assembly; spermatid development. Gene Ontology annotation, cellular component: motile cilium; nucleus. Lineage: Eukaryota; Metazoa; Chordata; Actinopteri; Anguilliformes; Anguillidae. The record is from RefSeq and is a predicted model, not a curated record.